UGUCCAUGCUACUUUAAGUUAGUUUCCUGAAUCGCCGCAGCCCGCGACUGUAGCAGAGGGCUUUGGCGCGAAGAGCCCGAGGGAAGCUCCUCGAGGGCGGCGGCUGGCGAGCGCCGGUGGCGGCGGGAGAGGCGGGGUGAAAGAGAAGCUAUGCAGAGACCAGAGUGCUCUGGGGGUGUGCAGUUGAGAAGCAGAGCAACAGGUAAUAAUGAGCAACGCACAUCCUCAAGCACACAAAUGAAACACAGGUCUACAGCUCAGCGGAGCAAAUCCUCCUCAUUAGCCAGUUCUCCAGAGGCUGCAAGAAGGGCUCAUCCUCGGCCAAGUGAUAAACUCAACCCUAAAACCAUUAACCCUUUUGGUGAACAGCCACGGGCCCCUUCUGCAUUCGCAGCUAUUUACUCUCAAGGAGGCAUUCCUUGCAGAUUGGUACAUGGCUCAGUAAAACACAGAUUACAGUGGGAAUGCCCGCCUGAAAUUCUUCCAUUUGACCCACUUCUAAUUACACUAGCUGAGGGUCUGAGGGAGACCAAGCAUCCUUAUACUUUUGUGUCAAAGGAAGGCUUUAGGGAGUUACUUCUGGUCAAGGGUGCUCCUGAAAAAGCUGUCCCUUUGCUACCUCGACUGAUCCCUGUGCUGAAGGCAGCUUUAGUUCAUUCUGAUGAUGAAGUGUUUGAAAGAGGACUGAGCGCACUCGUGCAGCUGAGCGUGGUUGUUGGCCCGUCUCUGAAUGGCCAUCUGAAACUUCUGCUUACAAGUCUUUCGAAGAGGCUAAUGGACAAAAAAUUCAAAGAGCCCAUCACCAGUGCUUUGCAGAAGCUGGAGCAGCACGGCGGAAGUGCAAGUCUUAUCAUCAUCAAAUCCAAAAUCCCAACAUAUUGCUCUAUCUGCUGUUGAAUAAGGGAGAGGCAGCAAAGGCCACGCUGCUUCCUCAGGUGCUGACAGUGGCUGCCUGGACUUUUUGUCAGUUCAGUUCAUUCCGACUGAAUGGCAUUGGCGGCGGGGACCAUGCCAAGUCCAGAAGAGUCAUCAUACAAGAUGCUUGUCAACAAAAAGCUAAUUAAAGUAAUGUGCAUAAAAGUUGAGUGCUGUAGGGGUUUCUCAUCCAUCAUACCUAUGUGUGUAUGUUCCAAUGCAUUUUUACUUACAGACCAUCUGAAGAUCACUUUGUAGCUGAGCCUUAUUUUAUUGGUUUUUAUAUUUAUCAAGACUGAAAAAGUUUUAAGAUAGCAGGUAAACAUUUGUGACUGAAUUAUUAGCCAGGAUGUGUAAAUGUGUAUUUUAUAAUGUGGGAAUGCUAUUACAAGUUUGUUGUUUAUUACAACUUUUUAAACUACCUAAACUUUAGGUGUUAAUUGUAAUUAAGUAAAUGCUAUUUUUGCAUUUUGUAGUCCCAAAAUACUGAUGAUAAUGAUACAUGUGUGUAUAUAUAUACACAAAAACACAGAUAUUCAGAAAUUAAAAUCUCAAGUUACAUGUA
Molecule: messenger RNA, 1480 nt
Organism: Apodemus sylvaticus (European woodmouse)
Lineage: Eukaryota; Metazoa; Chordata; Mammalia; Rodentia; Muridae
Gene: Pacrgl
Product: parkin coregulated like
Exons: 9
Coding region: 151-897 (248 amino acids)
Source: RefSeq, a predicted model, not a curated record